This is a messenger RNA of Dermochelys coriacea (leatherback sea turtle), 4860 nucleotides long. It is a transcript of the gene LYSET, whose product is annotated as transmembrane protein 251. Bases 180 to 575 code for a protein of 131 amino acids. The transcript is spliced from 2 exons. Lineage: Eukaryota; Metazoa; Chordata; Testudines; Dermochelyidae. The record is from RefSeq and is a predicted model, not a curated record.
CGGUGUCCCGGCCGGGCGGCCAGUGGCCCGAGGGAGAUGGCAGCUGCCCGGCGCAGGAGGCAGCGAUCGAGCUGGGCGGCGGCUCCGGCCCCCUCCCGGCGCGGGGGAGCGGGGUGAUGGGAGCGGGCCGCUCGCCCGCCCGCCGCAUUUCCAGUUGAGGAAGGUGCAGAGCAUGGAGAAUGAUGAACUUCCGCCAGAGGAUGGGAUGGAUAGGUGUGGGGUUGUAUCUAUUAGCAAGUGCUGCAGCUUUUUACUAUGUCUUUGAAAUAAAUGAGACUUACAACAAACUAGCACUGGAGCACAUUCAACAGCACUCUGAGGAGCCACGAGAAGGAACCACAUGGACACACUCCUUAAAAGCACGACUGCUGUCCCUGCCUUUUUGGCUCUGGACUAUUAUAUUUUUAAUACCGUAUUUACAGAUGUUUUUGUUCCUUUAUUCCUGUACAAGAGCUGACCCCAAAACUGUGGGCUAUUGCAUCAUUCCGAUCUGCUUGGCUGUUGUUUGCAAUCGGCACCAAACAUUGGUGAAGGCCUCUAAUCAGAUCAAUAGAUUACCGUUGAUUGACACUUAAUUCAAUCUCUGAUUUCAGUAGCUGCUUCAGGAACAACACCUAUGUCUGACCUAAUCAUAAGACUGAAGUUCUGAAUGGAGGUUGGAAAGAGCCUUUCCUUUCAAACGGCUAAAUACUGAACAGUACCUGCUUUCUAUUUAAAAAAAAAACAUGCUUUUUUUAAACGUAUGGACUCAUCAUACUAGCCAGAAUAGCAGAGUCCUGUGAGAGACUUGAUGCCUCAUGAUGCAAAAUUGCCACCCUCCCUAUGAAGUAUCCUGGGGAAGUAUGCUUCCGCAAUCAUACUCCACUGUGCAAAUAAAGAUUACGUGCAAGCUUUCCCUUUGAAUCAAUGAAAAUGGACACUUUUGUGGUAAAUGUAAAAGAUUAGAACAUGCUGAUAAAAGCUGCAUUUAACACAUUACUUUGCUUUCUCCUUUUUUAAACACUAUUGCACGCUGAAAUUCUGAAUUAUCCUUUUUAAAAAGAAGAGAAUGAAGUAUGGCUGAACAGCUUUUUAGUGAGGAUAGUCCUUUUCUCUCUCAUAGUAAGUUACAGGCUGCACAAUACCAUAUUUUAUUAGGCAGAAGUUGGGGAGUGGUCUAGGCCCAGAGGUGUGAUGCCUUUAACAUCUUUUCACUGAUACCAAAGAGAGGCUGGUAACUGGCAGUGGACUAGAGGUUCUGCAAAAUUCAUUUUUCUUUAUUUUCUUCUCCAUACUUUUCUCUUAAUGGUAACUGAGUUCACUACUGUUGUGCCUCAUUGUGUGAGUGGAACUAGAACAGCUUUUGGUGAAUUGGGGAAUUAUUAUAAAAAUGGGAGAAGAUGUGUCCAUCAACUCUUUGCUGGAAAACCAGAGAGAUGCAAAUAAAUUAAAGGUUACAAGGAUAUCCAAUCUUUCUUCCAAUUACUUAACAAGUGAGCUAAAUAAUCCCGUUAAUACAGUGAAUACCUGAUUUAUUUUCCAAAAACAUAGAAGUAUUACUGGUGGUUGUCCUAUAUCUUAAUUUCACUCCCCAUUUUCAAUGAUCUUUCUGGCAUAGCAAGUAAUUCUGACAAUUGGGUUACCAUGCUAUUAAUUUAGAAUCAUGGAUUCUAAGGCUAGAAGGGAUUACUGUGAUCAUCUAAUCUGACCUCCUGUAUAAAACAGGCCACAGAACUUUCCAAAAAUAAUUCUUUGAAGAUUUUAGAAGAACAUCCAGUCUUGAUCUUAAAAAGAGUAAUGGAGAAUCCAUCAUGAUCCUUGGUAAACUGUUCCCAUGCUUAAUAACUUACUAUUAAAAAUGGACACCUUAUUUACACUUUGAAUUUGUCUAGCUUCAUCUUCCACUCACUGGCUCAUAUUAUAGCAUUCUCUGCUAGAUUGAAGAGCCCAUUAAUUUUUUUUCGCCAUGCAGGUACUUAGAGACUAUAAUCAAGUCACUUCUUAAUCUUCUCUUUGGUAAGAUGAAUAGAUUGUGCUCAAGUCAUUGGUUCCUAGGAUAGAGUUCCCUAUCAUCUAAAUAGGGCCUACAUUCUUUUUCUAAGAUAUAUACAUUUAGCAAUGUUAAAACACUUAUUCAUUGCUUGUGCCCAGUUUGUCAAGCAAUCAUCUGCUCUGAAUCAGUAACCUGUCCUCUUAAUUAUUUACCACUCCCUCAAUUUGUCAUCUGCAAACUUUAUCAGUAAUGCUUUUAUGUUUUCUUCCAGGUCAGUGAUGAUGGUAAAUACCAUAGGGCAAGAAAUGAUGCCUACAGGACCCCACUGGAAAUACACCCGUUUGACGAUGAUUCCCCAUCAAAUUGAAGCAUCCUAUUUUAGUAUGCCAUAUAGGUGCUUACUUGGUGGCCCCUUUGGUUUUAGUGGAAAUCAAAGUUUCUAUCGUUGCUACACAUUGUCGAGGAGUGCCAGUUAACCAAAUUCAGCAGCAGGCUCUGAGAGUUCCACUUGGCCACUGAGAACAUUGCUUGGCUCAGCAAAUACACAAAGGCUAAAUAAAGUUUCUAGCCCUCAGGGAGAUAACGUUGUGAAUGUUAAACCAGUGCAGGGCUGAGUCUUCUAAGAGGCAGAAGCAAUAGGCCUAAGACAAGAUAGUUUAUACCCCUUUUUGUGUCAAGUUAUGUGAAUUCCACUAUAAUUAUAUUAAAUGUUAACAUACUACUGUACUGCUGGAGCAGAAACAUCCACCUGUUCUGGGACUGCCUGGAUCUUGGGGAGAUUACAAUCACUUCUCCCUCUAGCUGUGCUUUCAGUGUUACUGUGUUUAAACACAGCAGCUAAAACAUUCUUAAUCUUUCAUUUGCAUUUGGAGCAAUUCUGUUUCUGUGGUUUUAAAUGCCAGCGUUGGUGCUAAGAACUGAACAUACAAUCUACCCUUUACAAGAAAGCAAGUGUAAUAAAGUUCUAAUUGCAAAGUGUAAUACCUAAAGAAGGAGUCUUGAAAAAGUAGGAAUAGAAGAAUCAACUUUCUGAAGGCAGAGCUUUAAUACUGUGAUACAAUUUCUUUAAUUUUUUUAAAUCUGUUUAAACCUAUAUAAACUUAUUUUCCAUGUUUCUAAAACUAGAGUAUCUUCUCUACUUUCUAUCAUUAUAUAGGGACCAUGCAGAUACCACUGAGACAAUAGUUCCAUUCACUGAAAUAAGAUGUUUCUAAUACUGCCUUAAAAAAUUCCUUUUGAUUGUUUCCUAGUUAGCCUAUCGGUGGAACUGCUUCUAAGCAUUGGCAGGUAACAAUCCCAGUAGCCAGCUUUGUCAGGCUAUUUCCCAAUGCUUCCUAGAAUGUCCCUUUGUUAACUUGUGUUGCCCAGAAGUGUAGACAAUGUCAAGAAGGGUACAUGGCUCAUGCCACCUCUGCCUUCAGCUUGGAAAAUUCAAACUGGUUCAAUAAGUCCAAAUCCUUUUCUCUUAAACUCUCUUCCUUUACUGUACAGGAUGUUAGCCACUGUGCCGAUAGGUCUGGCUGAAAUGGUGUAAUUUAAAAAAAAAAAAAAAAAGUACAUCCAGAACAUGAAUUUCAAAGUUGCCAGGUACAAAGAAGAAACUAGAUCUGUGCCUCCGUGGGUAGGAUCCUUUGCAGAAGAAUGGCCUAUGAGGAAGGAAGUUUCAAAGAGUAACAAAAAAGGUUGUCUGAUUCAGUGUCAAGCAAUCGAGUGGCCUUUCACAGAUUAGUCAGCUCUUCUAUGUAACAGGCUGAGCCUUUCUGGAUGGGGACAGUAUACAGUAAUGAUUUCAGUAGUUGAUAUUCAUGGAAGAAGGCAGAAUCACUUUCUAUUUAUACUAGUGGAUCCAGAGAGCAUCUGCUAUGGAAAUAGUUAUGCAGAGAAAUGCACAAACGGUAACAUAAUUGGGGAUAUUUAUGAAAGAUUUGAUACUGAGAGGGCUAGUGCAGAGACUGCUCACCAAUAUUUUUACCACUUUACUGUCUAGACCUGCUUUGCACAGGAUUAGAGAAGAGGGUGGUAGAAAUGCAGGGAGUUAGUCACCAACAUUUCUAGCACCAAGGGAGCUGUGUCACUGGGAGAUUUCCUUAAAAUUCAGAGUUGGUAAGAAAUCAAAAUGAAUAUCAAAUUGUCUAAACAGCUAGUUUAAUUAUAGAGUCAUCUUUAAAAAGCAGUUCAUCCUAAAGUCUUUUAGAUACUCGCUAAUGAGAUUCUCACAUUCAUGUAGAACCACAGCUUCUUUAGAAAUUGCAUAACUUUAGACUUUUAAAAUAAUCUUAGCUUGUAUUAGGGAAUUUUAUCAGUUGGCUUUAAAUACUAAACAUUUUCUAUGAGGUGGAAAAGAAAUGAAUUAUUGUAAGUUUCAAAGUUCAUAAUUAUGGUGCAAAAGCUUCUUUUUGGUCACACUGUUCAUCAGAGAACAGCUUCUAUGAAGAAUACAAUAAGAUCAUGGGAAUAAGACUAGAGUUCUUCAACUUGCACUAGAAAAUAGGAACUGCUGUAGAAGAACUGAGAGAUCUGUGAAGUCCAAUAUCUUACCUUUGGUAAUGGGUACAGUAAAACCUCAGAGUUACUAACUGACCAGUCAACCACACAUCUCACUUGGACCCAGACGUACACAAUAAGGCAGCUGCAAAGAUGAAGGGAAAAAGAGCAAAUAAAGUACUGUGUUAAACAAACUACUAAAAAAUAAAGGGAAAACAUUUUUCUUCUGCAUAGUAAAGUUUCAAAGCUAUAUUAAAUCUAUUUUCAGUUGUAAACUUUUGAAAGAACAACCGUAAUGUUUUGUUCAGAGUUACAAACCUUUCAGAGUUACAAACAACCUCCAUUCAAGAUAUGUUCGAAACAGUGAGGUUCUACGGUAAUACCUGAAGUUUAAAAAAAAAUCU